AUGGCAGUAUGCGAUGUAGACUACAAGUUUUUAUUAGUUGAUAUUGGUGAUAGUGGCCACCAAAGUGACGCAGGUCUCCCCCAACCAAGAUAUUUUCGUGGAUAUGAUGAGGUGAAUUUCCCUUAUGUUUUCGUUGGAGAUGAGGCAUUGCCUUUAAAAAUCAACUUGGUUAAACCUUAUCCUCAUAAUUUAUUAAAUGAUGGAAGGCGCAUAUUCAACUACAGGCUAUCAAGAGCUAGGCGAGUAAUAGAAAAUACAUUUGGUAUAUGCGCAUCCAGAUUUCGAAUCUUUCGCAGGUCCAUAAAUGGCACUGUAAAACACGCUACAGAAAUAACAAAAGCAGCAGUAGCCUUGCAUAAUUUUUUAAUGGAUGAUAGGAAAAUGUAUUGCCCGUCUGGCUUUGGUGAUUGUGUUACAAAUGGUAUGCUGAAAGAGGGUAGUUGGAGAGAUGAAGAGAAUUUUCAAGGAGCUUUAUUAGACAUUAAAAGAGUGCCUUUAAACAAUUUUACAUUGCAGGCUAAGGAAGUUCGUGAUAGUUUUUGCGAGUACUUUAUGACAGACAUUGGAUGUGUUUCCUGGCAACAAAAUGCAGUGAACUCCACUGCAGACAUAUUUGACUCAAAAGUAAAUAUUUUUUAUAUUUAUAUUUAG
This is a messenger RNA of Hydractinia symbiolongicarpus, 651 nucleotides long. RefSeq lists its product as uncharacterized. The transcript is spliced from 2 exons. The record is from RefSeq and is a predicted model, not a curated record. Bases 1 to 651 code for a protein of 216 amino acids. Lineage: Eukaryota; Metazoa; Cnidaria; Hydrozoa; Anthoathecata; Hydractiniidae.